Epinephelus fuscoguttatus (brown-marbled grouper) is the source of this 4204-nucleotide messenger RNA. RefSeq names its product zinc finger protein ZFP2-like. Lineage: Eukaryota; Metazoa; Chordata; Actinopteri; Perciformes; Serranidae. Bases 49 to 2148 code for a protein of 699 amino acids. The record is from RefSeq and is a predicted model, not a curated record. Gene Ontology annotation, cellular component: nucleus. The transcript is spliced from 2 exons.
UGGCGUCCAGUGUAAACAAGUGUUAGCAGAGUGUGUUUGAGUGUGAACAUGUCUAAAGUCCAAAUGCUGAGAUCGUUGGUGAAGCAGCGACUAACUGCGGCUGAUGGAGAGAUAUUUGGGCUGUUUGAAAGAACGAUAGCAGAGUACGAGGAGGAACUUUGUCGAUCAAAAGAGGAGAACGAGCGACAACGGAAACUACUGGACGCUGUUUUCAACCCUCAGCUUCGGUUACACAGAGCAGACGUCCAGCAGCUGUUGGUGGUUAAAGAAGAGGUUCCCCCUGAGCAGCAGGAGUGGAGCUCCAGUGUGGGCCAGGAGGACCCAGAGCCUCCACACAUUAAAGAGGACCAGGAGGACCCAGAGCCUCCACACAUUAAAGAGGACCAGGAGGACCCAGAGCCCCCACACAUUAAAGAGGACCAGGAGGACCCAGAGCCUCCACACAUUAAAGAGGACCAGGAGGACCCAGAGCCCCCACACAUUAAAGAGGACCAGGAGGACCCAGAGCCUCCACACAUUAAAGAGGACCAGGAGGACCCAGAGCCUCCACACAUUAAAGAGGACCAGGAGGACCCAGAGCCUCCACACAUUAAAGAGGACCAGGAGGACCCAGAGCCUCCACACAUUAAAGAGGAACAGGAGGAACUCUGGAUCAGUCAGGAGGGAGAGCAGCUUCAAGGGCUGGAGGAGGAUGAUAUCACCUUCACAUUCGCUGUUGUCCCUUUGAAGGCUGAAGAUGAAGAGGAAGAACCUCAAUCCUCACAGCUUCAUCAUAGUCAAAUUGAGGAGAACAGAGAGGCAGAGCCUCCAGCCAGCAGCUCAGCUGAGCAGAUGGAAACUGGAGCUGAUGGAGAGAACUGUGGAGGACCAGAACCAGCCAGGAACUCAGAUCCAGAUACACAUUUACAACCUGAGACACAUGACAAGACUGGAGAGUCUUCUGAACCUGAGACUGAUGACACUGAUGAUUGGACAGAGACCAGAGAACCUCGGUCAGGUUCAAAGUCCCUGAAAAAUUAUGAAGACCCUGUCAGUGAUUUGAGAUUUCGUGGUUGUGAGAAACCAUUCAGCUGCUCUGAGUGUGGGAAAAGAUUUGAAUGCAAACUACACUUGCAGCUACAUAGGAGAACUCAUACAGGGGAAAAACCGUUCAGCUGCACUGAGUGUGGGAAAAAGUUUAGUGAACGUGGAAAUCUGAAGGCACACAUGAGAUCUCAUACAGGAGAGAAACCAUUUAAUUGCUCUGUAUGUGGAAAAAGUUUUGGUGUAGGUGGAAAUCUGAGGACACAUAUGAGAACCCACACAGGACAGAAACCAUUCAAUUGCGUUGAGUGUGGGAAAGGAUUCAGUCAAAGUGGAUCUCUGAAGAUGCACAUGAAAACUCAUACAGGAGAAAAACCAUUUAGCUGCUCUGAGUGUGGGAAAAGAUAUAGUGAACGGCGAAAUCUGAAGGCACACAUGAGAACUCAUUCAGGAGAGAAACCACCAAGCAGCUCUGAGUGUGGGAAAAGAAAUUACAGUCGGACAGGUCCGGGGGAACACAUGAGAUCUCAUACAGGAGAAAAUACAUUGAGUUGCUCUGUGUGUGACAAAAAAUUUUCCCGUAAGAAAGAUUUCAGUGACCACAUGAGAUUUCAUACAGGAGAGAAACCUUUUAGCUGCACUGAGUGUGGGAAAAGAUAUUGUCAGAGUGGAACACUGAGGCGACACAUGAGAGUUCACACAGGAGAGAAACCAUUUAGCUGCUCUCAGUGUGGGAAAAGAUUCUAUCGUAAGAUAGAAUUGGAGGAUCACACAAGAUAUCACACAGGAGAGAAACCUUUCAGCUGUUCGGUUUGUAAGAGGUCUUUUACAGAAAGAGGAAACUUAAGGAAACACAUGAGAACCCACACAGGAGAAAGACCGUUCAACUGCUCAGUGUGUAGUAAAAGUUUCCCUCACAAACAAACCUUAAAUAAUCACAUGAGAACACACACAGGACAGAAACCUUUUAGCUGCAGUGUUUGUCACCAAAGUUUCACCUGGCGUUACCAGCUCAUAAACCAUCAGUGUCGUUCUUCACAGCCUCAUCAAACUCAGACUGAGGAGAACAGAGAGGCAGAGCCUCCAGCCAGCAGCUCAGCUCAACAGAUAGAAACAAGAAGCUGAUGGAACCAGCCAGGAACACAGAUCCAGAUACUCAUUUACAACCUGAGACUGAUGACAAGACUGGAGAGUCUUCUGAACUUGAGACUGAACACUGAUGAUUAUUGGAAAAACGUUUUAAGUAUGGUAAAAUAUUUGUCCACUAUUGUCUGAGAAUGCACCUGAGGAUUCAUACAUUAAGUUGUUCAGUUUUUGAUACAAUAUUCCCUUGGAAGAAAAAUUUAGUUUGUAACAUGAGAUUUAGGCUCGUUCAGGAGAAACCCCUGAGAAUCUCAAUCAGGGUAAAAUUCUGAAAAAUAAAGUCUGUGUCAGUGGAGUGUAAUCUGUCAGCCUGAAUGACAUUCAUCAGGUCUCUAUCAGACGGGAAGUCACACUGAGAGAAACCAUGUAAUUGUUCAGUUUUUAAUACAAGAAUCCUUGGAAGAAAAAUUGAGACUUUCACAUGAGAUUUAGAGUUGGAGAAAAACCUUUUUGCUGCUGAUUUUGUAAGACACAGUGACCACACAGGAGAGAAACCCUUCAGCUGCUCAGUGUGGGAAAAUAUUUAAAUUUAAGAUUAAUCAGGCAGUCAUGUGUCAUUGGUCGUGUGUCAUCGGUAGCAGCGGCAUUAAAACUACUGCUUCAGAUGACACUGUGAGCAGUGAUAAAACUCUGGAGCAGCAGAGGGUUGAAAUAGUUGUUGACAUGUUUCAGAUGAGAACAGUUUCUACUGUAAGCAAACAACAUUUAGGGUUGGGUAUUAUUUCACUGUUAGAGUUAUGAUCCUGGUUUUUCUUGAUGUCUCAUAUUAGUUCUUCAAAACAACUCUUCUUCUGAAACUUUUUUCUGUAAAUUAAAGCAAAGGGAAAUUACUGUCAUCUUUUAAGUUUGGUUUAUUGUUUUCUCAGCAAGGCUGUAGCCAUGGAGUCAACAAUGGGGAGGGGACCAAAUCUGCAUGUUGGUAUAAAUAAGCGUUGAGUGUUUCUGUUUGUUUUUUUUCCCACACCUUGAAAAUAUUAUACAACAACUACAACAACUCACUACUGGCAGCAGUGGUACAAAUGAACCCCCAUUACGUCCAAUUCUAGUAUCCAGGUCUGAAGUCGCAAGAGUGAUCACAUCUCUCAAGUCCUCAAGAGCUACAUAUGUAUAUGGAAUGAACAUACUAAUGAUAAAAGAAAUCUAUCCAUCAAUAAUUGGCCCAUUAACACACAUCAUAAAUAUUUCACUGAGUGAGGGGAAAUUCCCAGAAUCAUGGAAACUGGCUACUGUCAUUCCCAUAUUCAAAGGUGGUGACCCUCUCCUUACCUCCAACUAUAGGCCUGUUAGCAUUUUACCCACUGUGUCAAAGGUAUACGAGAAACUGGUCGUCAAGCAAAUCACUAAUCACCUCAAUUAUAGCUCCUUCUCUCUGCAUCCAAUGCAGUUUGGAUUCAGGGCCAAUCAUUCUACAGAAACUGCAAUAUGCUACUUUAUGGAAAGGGUUAAAGCAUCAAUGGACAUAGGAGGGUCAGUGGGGGCUGUUUUCCUUGACCUGCGGAAAGCAUUUGACACUGUUAACCACUCAAUUUUUCUGAACAAACUCCUGAACUUCAAUCUCUCCAUGGAAUCCAUCAGCCUCAUCAAAUCCUACCUCUCAUCUCGUUCUCAAAUUGUUAGAAUUGAAAAUCGUAACUCCAACCCCUUGCAAUUAUCAGCUGGUGUCCCACAAGGUUCAGUAUUCGGUCCUAUUCUGUUCAGCAUGUACAUCAAUGAUUUACCAUCUGUAUGUGAUAAUUGUGAUAUAUUAAUGUAUGCUGAUGACACAGUUAUAAUUGGUCAUGGAAAAACACCAGAGGAAGUUGCAACAAAGUUAGCAGAUGCUAUGUUAUUAGUCACAGCCUGGCUUAAACUGUCCUGUCUGCAACUUAACCUGUCAAAAACAGUCUGUAUGUUUUUCUCUAAGAAAAAAAACAAACAUAAAUGUGAUGCCAGAUGUUUUCAUCUCUGGAGAGAGGGUACAGGUGGUUACAGAAUACAUAUACCUAGGACUGCACAUAGAUUCAAACCUCAGCUUCAAAACCCACAUUAAGAAAGUCAG